CCAUACGUCCCAUCGAGACGCGGCGGAGCGGAUGGCUCGUGUCGCGCUCAGGUGCUUCCGGGGGGGUGCCGGGAACCAGUCUGCACCCCCUUCCUCUUCAGCGCGGGAUGCUCCCUGAGCUUCUCUGCGGAUGUGUGGACCUCCACUUGGGAUGAUUUUACAAGAGGACCAUGCCACCAGGAGAUGAUUUUUAUUAUUUAUUUGAUUUCUAGAGGAGGGGAAUGAAGGACGUAUUUGUGCAGGAUCUCCAGGGGAACAUCCCGACCUCGAGCGCAAAAGCUAAUUGACGACCAGGAGGAGGUCUGACAUCCACCUCCGACGCAAAAAAAAAAAAAAUAAGGGAGAUCAUCAGGAGCGGGAGGUGACGCUCCAUCCCCACCCCACCGCACCUCCGUUUUCGCCCACCUGUGCGGAUUAAGCGGCAGACGGCAUGGCGCAUGCCGCCUCGCAGCUGAAGAAGAAGGCGGACGAGAACCUUGUGGCGGCUGAGGAAGAGCGGGAGAAGGAGCGCAAGCGGGCCAGGAAGCGGACGCGAGGCGAUGUGAAGAAAAAGACGGACGUGAAUGCUUGUUAUCUACGAGCAGCGCGCGCCGGCAACUUAGAGAAGGCGUUGGACUACUUGAAGAAUGGCGUGGAUAUCAACAUUUGUAAUCAGAAUGGCCUCAAUGCUUUGCACUUGGCAUCCAAGGAGGGCCAUGUGGAGGUGGUGGCCGAGCUCCUUCAGCAGGGCGCCAACGUGGAUGCUGCCACCAAGAAAGGCAACACGGCGCUGCACAUUGCAUCUCUGGCCGGCCAGAUGGAAGUGGUGAAGGAGCUGGUCACACACCACGCCAACAUCAAUGCGCAGUCACAGAAUGGCUUCACGCCACUGUACAUGGCGGCGCAGGAGAAUCACCUGGACGUGGUGCACUACUUGCUGGAACACGGCUCCAGUCAGAGCAUCGCCACAGAGGACGGCUUCACGCCGCUAGCGGUGGCGCUGCAGCAGGGCCACGACCAGGUGGUGUCACUGCUCCUGGAGAACGACACCAAGGGCAAGGUACGCCUCCCGGCGCUGCACAUUGCCGCCAGGAAGGACGACACCAAGGCCGCCGCCCUCCUUCUGCAGAGUGACCACAACGCCGAUGUGGAGUCCAAGAUGAUGGUGAAUAGAACAACAGAGAGCGGCUUCACGCCUCUCCACAUCGCCGCUCACUACGGCAACAUCAACGUGGCCACCCUGCUGCUCAACAGAGGCGCUGCCGUCGACUUCAAGGCACGGAAUGACAUCACGCCACUGCACGUGGCCUCCAAGCGUGGGAACGGCAACAUGGUGCGCCUCCUGGUGGAGCGAGGAGCCAAGAUAGACGCACGGACCAAGGACGGUCUGACACCGCUGCACUGCGGAGCCCGGAGCGGCCACGAGCAGGUGGUGGAGAUGUUGCUCAGCCGAGGGGCUCCCAUUCUCUCCAAGACCAAGAACGGUCUGUCGCCGCUCCACAUGGCAACGCAAGGCGACCACCUCAACUGCGUGCAGCUGCUGCUGCAUCACGAUGCGCCGGUGGACGACGUGACCAACGACUACUUGACGGCGCUUCACGUCGCCGCCCACUGCGGUCACUACAAGGUGGCCAAGGUCAUCGUGGACAAAAAGGCCAAUCCCAAUGCCAAGGCUCUGAAUGGUUUCACGCCGCUGCACAUCGCCUGCAAGAAGAACCGAGUCAAGGUGAUGGAGCUCCUGCUGAAGCACGGCGCUUCCAUACAGGCCGUCACCGAGUCGGGCCUGACUCCCAUCCACGUCGCGGCGUUCAUGGGACAUGAAAACAUCGUCCACCAGCUCAUCAACCACGGCGCCUCGCCCAACACCAGCAACGUGAGAGGGGAGACUGCACUUCACAUGGCUGCAAGGGCGGGACAAUCCAAUGUGGUGCGAUAUUUGGUCCAGAAUGGCGCGCGAGUUGAUGCCAAGGCCAAGGACGAGCAGACGCCGCUGCACAUCUCCAGUCGUCUGGGCAAGCAGGACAUCGUCCAACAGCUGCUCGCCAACGGGGCAUCGCCCGACACCACUACCAGUUCCGGGUACACGCCUCUUCAUCUGGCCGCGCGGGAGGGUCACCGAGAAGUGGCGGCAACGCUGCUCGACCAGGGAUCCAGUCUGGGUAUCACUACCAAGAAGGGCUUCACCCCGCUGCACGUUGCGGCCAAGUACGGCAAGUUGGAAGUGGCCAACCUGUUGCUGCAAAAGAACGCUGCGCCAGACGCCGCUGGCAAGAGUGGACUAACUCCACUGCAUGUUGCUGCACACUACGAUAACCAGAAGGUGGCGCUAUUGUUACUCAAGCAAGGAGCCUCACCGCAUGCAGCCGCCAAGAACGGCUACACGCCGCUGCACAUCGCUUCCAAGAAGAACCAGUUGGAGAUCGCCACCACGCUGCUGGAAUACGGCGCAUCCACCAAUAGCGUGACGCGGCAGGGCAUCACCCCGCUGCAUCUGGCCGCGCAGGAGGGCAACGUGGACGUCGUGACGCUGCUGCUGGCACGAGACGCUUCGGUCAACACGAGCAACAAGUACGGCUUGACCCCGCUCCAUCUGGCUGCCCAGGAGGAUAAAGUCAACGUGGCUGAGGUUUUGGUCAACCAUGGAGCCACCACAGACCCCGAGACCAAGCUGGGUUACACUCCUCUCCAUGUGGCCUGUCACUACGGCAACGUGAAGAUGGUCCACUUCCUGCUGAAAAACCAGGCCAAGGUCAACGCUAAAACCAAGAACGGCUACACUGCUCUUCAUCAGGCCGCCCAGCAGGGACACACGCACAUUAUCAAUCUGCUGCUGCAUCACGGAGCCUCGCCCAAUGAGCUCACCACGAAUGGAAACAGCGCUCUGUCCAUCGCCAAGAGGCUGGGUUACAUCUCUGUAGUGGACACGCUCAAGGUGGUCACAGAGGAGACACUGACCACGCAGACGGUCACAGAGAAGCACAAGAUGAACGUUCCCGAGACCAUGAACGAGGUGCUGGACAUGUCGGACGAUGACGCCUGUAAGGCCAAUGCUCCCGAAAUUAUCACAGAGGACUAUUUGUCCGAUGUUGAUGAAGAGAUGGAUUGUGGAAAUAUCUGCAUCAGCUAUUCGUGCGACGACGCCAUGACGGGAGACACGGACAAGUACCUAGCGCCCCAGGACCUGCGGGAACUGGGCGACGACUCGCUACCGCAGGAGGGUUACAUGGGCUUCAGCGUGGGUGCACGUUCGCAGAGCCUGCGUUCCUUCAGUUCUGACAGGUCCAACACGCUCAACCGCAGCUCCUUCACGAGGGACAGCAUGAUGAUCGAAGAGAUGCUGGCGCCCUGCAAGGACAUGAUGCUCUGUAAGGAAAGGUCUUUCACUGUAGAACAACACAACAAGCACUUGGCGGGGGCCAAAGACUGCGACAACGACUCGCUGAGGAGAUACAGCUGGACACCAGAUGCAAUGGACAACGUCAACCUCGUUUCCUCCCCAGUCCACUCCGGUUUUUCCUCUCCGCUCCCGCAGUACGACAGCAGGUUCCUGGUGAGCUUCAUGGUGGACGCCCGCGGCGGAUCCAUGCGGGGCAGCCGCCACAACGGCAUGCGCAUCAUCAUCCCGCCCAGGAAGUGCACAGCGCCCACGCGCAUCACGUGCCGCCUGGUCAAGCGACACAAGCUGGCGUCGCCGCCUCCCAUGGUGGAGGGUGAAGGUCUGGCCAGCCGGCUGGUGGAGGUGGGCCCGGCAGGAGCACACUUCCUGGGGCCCGUGAUUGUGGAGAUCCCCCAUUUUGGCUCCAUGCGGGGGCAAGAGCGUGAGCUGAUCCUCCUGCGAAGCGAGAAUGGAGAAACCUGGAAGGAGCAUCUGUAUGACUGCAAGACCGAGGAGCUGCGUCAGCUCCUCAACGGCAUGGAUGAAGAACUGGACAAUGCCGAGGAGUUGCAGAGGAAGAGGAUUUGCCGCAUCAUCACCAAAGAUUUCCCUCAGUACUUUGCCGUGGUGUCUCGCAUCAGGCAGGAAACUCACCAGAUGGGACCUGAGGGCGGGACUCUGUGCAGCCGGAGCGUCCCAUUGGUUCAGGCCUCUUUUCCAGAGGGUGCGCUUACCAAAAAGAUCAAGGUUGGGCUGCAAGCCCAGCCGGUACCCGACGAAACCGUGAAAAAGAUCUUAGGAAACCGUGCAACCUUCAGCCCCAUUGUGACAGUGGAGCCCAGACGGAGGAAGUUUCACAAGCCCAUAACGAUGACAAUCCCAGUCCCGCCGCUCUCGGGCGAGGGGCUUUCCAACGGCUACAAAGGAGACUGCACGCCCUGUCUCCGCCUUCUCUGCAGCAUCACAGGUGGUACAUCGGCAGCACAGUGGGAAGACAUCACGGGUACGACUCCGCUCACUUUCGUCAACGACUGCGUAUCUUUCACAACCAACGUUUCAGCACGGUUCUGGCUGGCUGACUGCCACCAAAUCCCAGAGACGGUGGGUUUGGCCUCGCAGCUGUACAGGGAGCUGAUCUGUGUGCCCUACAUGGCCAAGUUUGUGGUGUUCGCCAAGAUGAACGACCAGGUGGAGUCCAGGUUGAGGUGCUUCUGUAUGACUGACGACAAGGUGGACAAGACCCUUGAGCAGCAGGAGAACUUUGAGGAGGUGGCCAGGAGCAAAGACAUCGAGGUCCUCGAGGGUCGGCCCAUUUAUGUGGAUUGCUAUGGAAACUUGGCUCCCUUGACCAAAAGCGGUCAGCAGUUAGUGCUCAACUUCUACGCCUUCAAGGAAAACCGCUUGCCCUUCUGCGUCAAGGUACGAGACCCCAGCCAGGAGCCGUGCGGCCGUCUCACCUUCCUCAAAGAGUGCAAGAGCACCAAAGGCCUGCCACAAACGGCUGUGUGCAACUUGAACAUCACGCUCCCCGCAGCCAAAAAGGAAAUGGAGUCAGAUGCCGAGGAUGAGACUGAAAAGCCCGAGCGACGUCAUACCUUUGCAUCGCUAGCCUUACGUAAGCGCUACAGCUAUCUGGCCGAGCCUGCACUGAAAACAGCAGUUGAGCGAAGCACACCAGCCACAAGAGCACUGCCUGCUGGUCACCCUCACAAACCUGUCUUUCCAACCAGACCUUACGCCUCAUGGUCGACUGCUCCUCUUACCCUCCCUGGCCAAGCAAAGCUCGGCGGAGUGGGCGGUUCCGUCAUCGUUGCCGAUUCAUCGGCCAGCUCAGCAGCUGCUUCUCCACUGAAAUCUGCCUGGCCCUUCACCCCAUCACCUGCAUGUUCUUCUCCAAUUAGAGCCAGCAUGGGAGCUCCAUUGCAAGCACCCAAUCCGGCAUCCCCCGACAUACUCCCCUCGUCCCCGGUGAGGUCUUACAGGACUAUACCAUCACCCAUUAAAACAGUUGUCCAGCAGGCUCACUAUCCUGUCCAGGCCUCCGCCGGCUUAGUGUCCUCUCGAGUUCCAUGUAAACCUGCCACAGAUCCUGCUUCUAUCAAAAGUCUUUCUUCACCCUACACAUCAAGGACCUCUCCAGUUCACUCUCUACCCAAUGGUUACAUACCAGAUAAGUCCACAGCUGCUCCAAUCUCACCAAAGAAACCAUACAGCAUCUACAGUUCUAGUAUGUCUUUUAAGAUAGACACAGGAGCUCCAAAUCCUCCCUCUGCUAAAAGCCUCUCCACCCUGCCCUCUUUGAAGACCUCUUCUGAUUCAAGCCUCUCUGCUCGGGUGGGAAAAAACUCCUUGUCAUCGGUGACCUCGACCGGGAAGACAACCAUUGCGUCAUCAGAAUUGUCCAUGGUGAACGGAAAUGUUUCACCCGUCAAAUAUGCGUCGUCGUCAUCUACACCCUCCUCACCUUCUUCCCGACUCCUGUCAGAGAGAAGCCUUCAAGAGCGGAUACAAGCCACCACCCAGGCAGCCACAUCUGGCAUCAGUGCUGCCAUAAAUGAAGCCAUUGACUCCUAUUCUGCAACUGGCUAUGGCACGCUUAAAUCACUGUCAUCCUCUCUCAGAUCUGCUCCAGGAAAUUCUGCUUACGGUCCUCUGAGAUCUGCUGCUCCCUCCUCAGUGCCUGCAGUUACCUCAAAUACAGUGACUGUACCCGUAUACUCAUUGGUCAGCGUCAUACCAGAGACCCCAGUUAAACCAGGGCCAGGCUCUCUCAAAAUGGUGCCUCCUGAUUCCAAUCACACCUCACCCUCUCCAUCCCUAUCCUCCUGUGUUACAGCCUCCAAAAUUAAGUCCCAGUUGAAAUCACCUCCUUACAUCACGCCACCCAUCAUUCAUCACGCCACCACCUCCAACCAGGAGAUAUUAAAAGAUGUAGCAGACAUGAAAGAAGACCUGAUGAGAAUGACAGCCAUCUUACAGACAGACACACAGACGGCUGCUAAAACGGUCCAAACGUCACGCACCAGCACUCCUCGUGAGACCAAGUUAGAAGACGAUGAGCCAUACACACUUGUUGAGAAAGUGAAGGAAGAUUUAGUGAAGGUGAGCGAGAUACUCCAGAAGGACAUUGUGAAUGAAAGUAAAGAGAAUGUUGAAGAGGAUGGCUGGGAGGAAUUUUCCACAGAUGAGAUUGAGGAGGCCCAAAGAAACACACUCUCUGACCAACACGCUCCCUUUGAUGAGGGCUCACAUCUGCUUAAGCACCAGUCGAACAAUGACCUUGAUUUGGCUAAAGUGGUAGACUUUUUAACCAGCGAUAUUGGGGCUAGCUCCCUCUCCAAAAUGGCAGAAUUGAAAAGCAGAUACGAGGAGGUGAAAGGGGAAGGGGAAGAGAAACAAAAACGUAUUCUGAAGCCUUCAAUGACAAUACAGGAGCACAAACUGAAAAUGCCUCCACCAGUGUCGGGUAUGCUCAGGUCUCCAUCCGAGAAGGACCUUAGCAAACUUGCUGAGUCUUAUCAGGGGGGUGACACCAUUCUCGAGUCCCCAGAGGAGCUGUCUCAUGAGCAGGAUAAGAGUCCUCUGUCUGACAGUGGCUUUGAGACUAGGAGUGAAAAGACACCAUCUGCUCCCCAGAGUGCAGAAAGUACAGAACCCAAGCCUUUAUUUACUGAUGCUCCCAUCCCUCCCAGUGUGUCUGAGACCAGGUUAGAGGAGGUCCAUGUUCAGAGACUCUCAGAUGAGCCUCUCCUUAUGGACGAGGCUGCUUCUGCUCUUUCUUCUGCUGAGUCAGGUGCAGCUUCAGGAAGCUCAGUCGCCUCCAUCCAAAUGAUGGUUCCAGAGGAGGACUCAAUGAGCAUGUGUCUUAAAGAGGAGACUCAUAUUACCACUACGACCAGAAUGGUCUAUCAUCAGCCUCAGCUCACUGACGCCGCAGAGGGGAUUGAGGAAGCCGUGUCAGUGCGAGACAUCAUGAAAGCCUUCCAGUCUGGUAGGGACCCGUCCAAAGACCUGGCAGGCCUUUUUGAACACAAAGCUAACCAGGACUCAGUCAAAGGCGACGAGCUGUCACCAAGAUUUCUUAACAGGGACAUAAAAUGCAAACCCAAAGUAGAACGGAUAAUUGAGGUUCAUAUUGAGAAAGGCCACAGCACAGCAGAGCCGACUGAGGUUUAUAUCAAGGAAACAAAGAAACACCCUGAGCUGUAUGUCUAUAAAGGGGACCGGACCAUUAAGGAACUGCUUGAUUAUGAUGAGAGCCAGCAGGAAGAGGAGGAACUGAUUGCUGAAGAAUACCUGCCCCCUUUCCUGGAAACAUCUCGCGUUAACACACCAGUUUCGCAGGAGGAGGACAGUCGGCCAAACUCUGCUCAAUUGAUAGCUGACGAUUCCUACAAAGCACUAAAACUGCUCAGUCAGCAUUCCAUAGAAUACUAUGAUGAUGAGCUAUCAGAGAUCAGAGGAGAGUCCUACGGGUUUGCUGAAAAAAUGCUCCUCUCCGAGAAACUAGAAGCAUCCUCAACGUGUCAUUCCGACACAGAAGAUUCCGCAAUGAAGACUGACAGGAACCUAACCUCUGAGCAUCAAGAUAGCCCUAAAAGGGAGUUUAUAUCCAAGUCCAAAGAUGGGUCCUCGAAAGCAGGAACAUUUUUGCAUAGAGAUGAAUCACCGCAGUUUGAUAAAGUUACAGUGCUCCAUUAUUCAACUGAACAAGGUAGUCCCAAACAUGCAGUCUGGAUGAGAUUUACUGAGGAUAAACAUGACAGGAGCAGGGACAAGCUCCUCUAUGAGGACAGGGUGGAUCAAACUGUAAAAGAAGCGGAAGAAAAACUCUCUGAGGUUUCUCAAUUUUUCCGUGAUAAAACAGAAAAGCUUAAUGAUGAACUUCAGUCACCUGAAAGAAAGCCUAUGCGACGAGAACUCAAAGAGCCGAGGUCUUGGCCAAGCUCAGCAUGCAGCAGCCCUCAAAAAACUAUGGCAGGGGACGAGGCAUUCAGUAAAACCAAACUCAGGGAGCCUUCCGUUGGUAAAACAUUUGGUAGCAUUUUACCUAAUGAAAAGAAAAGCUCUAGCUUGCCAGGAAGUCCUCAGAAAAGCCAACAAUCGAAGACCUGUGCGUCUGAGCCCUCCUCUCCUUCACACAUAAAAUCAACCUCUUCUGUGAGGAUGAAGUUUGAAUCUGAGGCUCAGAAACAACCUCAGUCUAGACCAAGCAAAACACCCCCUCCAGUUCAACCAAAACCUUCUGUAAAGAAAUUACAGGAGAGCAAACUCCCGGUUUACCUGUUUUUUGCUGAUAGAAAAACAUCAAAAGUUACUGAAACAUCCCAGGGGGAAAUAGCCCAAAAUAAUAACGAAGACACAGAUGGCACUAAAGUGGCUUUGAUGUCACCCAAGUCCCCCAAACUGUUUCCAAAUAGAAAUGUCCCAAACGUGUCAGUACAAAAAACAUUGUCAGAGAAAGAUAGUGAUGCUCAUGAACAUCAUGUCACAAAGAAAGUCACAACAGAGGUUUCAAGAAUAGACAGUGAUGACCUUAUGAAUAAAAACGUAAGGAAAAAAUCUGAAUCUCAAAUUCCUCUCAGAACAACAUUGAUUUAUAAUGACCUCCCUAAGAAACAUCCACUAACAAAACCCUCCCAGAUUCCAACAUUAUGUAAAAGUAAAAGCCUUGAGGCAAACUCCACCAAAACAAAUGAAAAUGUUACGUUUGAAAUCCUUGACAACGCCCCAAAGGAUUCAAACUUGAAUAACUUGGUCAGUUCCAGGGAUAUUCUGGAAAAAGUCAUGACGACUCCGGCUACCGCAGCACCUAAAGAAAAUUACAAAGGCAUUAAAACGUUACCAGUUUAUGUCAGUCUACAGGUUGGCCGCCAGGCUGAAAGGGAGGCCAAAGGGGGGCUGCAUGCUGUCAAGCAGAAGUCAGUUUCUGGACUUGGUCCACUCAGCCCAGAUGAUGACACCUUAGAACAGAUCUCUUUCAUAGAUAGCUCAGGUAAAAGCCCCCUGACACCAGAGACCCCCAGCUCCGAGGAGGUCAUCUAUGACCUCACUGCAAAGACCCCUGAUGGCUUUAUGGGGUUGGUAGCAGAUAAACCCAGCCCAAUCAUGGAGGUACCUGAGGAAUUAGAACAAGAUGACCAAGGAAGAGGCAUCAUCUCUUUGAAAGAGACCACAUCUGAAAUCAAAACUAGCAUCAACGUUGCCCAAGCAGACCUCGCUAAUGCUAACAUACAGGAAACUAUGACAGAUAACUAUCAGAGAUUAGAGAACAGUGCCAUCCUGCAAGAAAGCACAGCUAACGGGUAUAAUUAUAAAACUGGACAGGAGGCCUCCAUCGACAAAGGCGUUGCAUACAUUGAAUUUCCUCCUCCACCUCCUUUGGACCUCUCCGAAACUUCUGAUCCAGACAAGAAAGGUUCUUGCGCUUCGUCAGAAACUGAGAUGGAAAUGAUGGAGGUGAAUUUACAGGAAGAACAGGAGAAGCUGCUGAUUGAACCAAUAAUACGUAUUCAGCCCCCUUCGCCAGUGCCGCCUGAGGUGGAAGAUAGUCAGUUCAACGGUGAGGACGACGAUGAUGAAGAGUCAAUCUUUCACCCGAUUCCCUCUAAGAAAUUCACUUUUAAAGCUCCUUGGGAAGUGGAGGGCCAAAAGAAGGAGAAGGAAAAUCAGGCCAAAAUGAAAAAACAUGACAAAAACGGAAAUGACAACGAUCCUCUGGUUGGAACCAAUGGUUCCAAUGGCAAGGGGGAGGACGAUGAAUGUGAACAAAAUGGAAACGACCAGUCCAUAACAGACUGUUCGCUAGCCACAACAGCUGAAUUUUCUCAUGACACUGACGCAACAGAGAUAGACUCCCUUGAUGGCUACGACCUCCAAGAUGAGGAUGAUGGACUGUACGAACAAGCCGACUUGAAAUCGUUAGGCUCCCUGGACAGCAGACGAGAUGUCUGGGCGACGGACACUUUCAGGCCCUUAGACCGUUCAUUUCCUCCAACAAAACUAGAAGUUAUCGAAGAGGAGAAAACCCCCGAGGAAUGUUUGAAGGAUAUGCCAUCAGAUGUUAGAAAACCUAAUGACGCUCAAAAAGACGCUGUUGAAAUGAAUGGACAAAAACUCUCAGCAAAAGAGGGAUUUUCAGAUACAUACUUUAGCUAUAAAUUGGAAGAGGAGUUUAAUUCUCCUUUUAAGACUGUUGCGACUAAAGGGUUGGACUUUGACCCCUGGCCCAGUAAAGGUGCUGAGGAAGACAUUGUCGACAUGGGAGAGGCGCUGGCAAGCAAUGGUGAGCCAAAGCCUUUUGGACUAGCAGUCGACGAGCAAUCUCAGGCCACAACGCCCGACAGCACCCCUGCCCGCACGCCGACAGACGAUAGCACGCCGACGAGCGAGCCCAACCCCUUCCCGUUCCACGAGGGAAAGAUGUUUGAGAUGACGCGCAGUGGUGCAAUUGACAUGAGCAAGAGAGACAUGGUGGAGGAGAGGCUCCAGUUUUUUCAAAUUGGCCCUCAGAGUCCAUGUGAGAGGACGGACCUCCGAAUGGCCAUAGUCGCCGACCACCUGGGACUCAGCUGGACUGAGCUGGCCCGCGAGCUGGAAUUCUCCGUCGAGGAGAUCAACUCUAUCCGAGUGGAGAACCCAAACUCCUUGACGGCGCAGAGCUUCAUGCUGCUAAAGAAAUGGGUGCAGAGGGACGGUAAAAACGCCACAACGGACACUUUAACGGCGGUGCUGAAUAAGAUCAAUCGCUUGGAUAUUGUGACUUUGCUGGAAGGGCCCAUAUUUGACUACGGUAACAUUUCAGGCACUCGCUGCUUUGCCGAUGAUAACGCAGUAUUCCCGGAUCAGUCCGAUGGAUACCACCAAAUAGAUGCGGAGCUGCGAACCCCCCCUGACCUCCAGUGCACUCCCCCCACCCCGCUGCGCUCCGACGACUUUUUGCGCGAAAGCGGCGAUGGCGUAGUAGACUCCCCUAGCUGGCCUAGCGAGCCCCCCCUGGUGCACGCGGAGGACGCCAGCGAGUCGCCCGACAACGACAGGAGGGCCGCCCAUCGGCGAGCGAUGUUCGAGGGCGCUUACGCCCCCUACGAGAGGCACGAAGGGCGCCUCAAAGAAGAAAAGGAGGAGGAGGAAGAGGAUGAGAUGACCCAGGAGAGGCUGCAGAGUCUCCUGGAGGACAUCAAACUGGAGGAGGAAGGGCUGGAGGACGAGGAGAUGACGGAGGAGAAGGUGCAUGCCAUCCUAGAGCAAGUGCGGCAGGCGGAAAAAGAAUUGUGCUCACUUCCAGGCUGGAGAGGAGGCGACGCAGUGGCAGCUGUAGAUGAGGCCACGGUGGAACUCGGCGCCGCUGCAGAGGAGGGCAGUCCCGAUAGUCUGGCAGACUCGUUGGAACAGCCGCCUCCGAGCAGCAAGAAAGAGGAAGAGGAGGAGCAAGGAGGCGAUCGGUCGGCUCGUAGAGUCCAGUGGGCGCAAAAUGUCCAGUGUGAGCGUGUCUUUGAUGAUGAUGAUGAUGAGGAAGAGGUGGAGGAGGAGGAAGAGUUGGAGGAAGAAGAGUCCACUUCCGAGGAGGAGACCACUGUGACCACAAGGGUGUUUUGCCGGCGGGUCAUACUGAAGGGAGAGGAGGCCCGUAACGUUCCCGGAGAGUCUGUGACGGAGGAGCAGUUCACUGACAGCGACGGCAAUCUGGUCACCCGAAAAGUAACCCAACCACAUCAUUUUUGUACUCCGCACGCACUCACAUGGGGUCUCCCUGUCGUCACCCUCCCGUCUAUUCACGCAGGUGAUCAGAAAGGUGGUGCGACGCGUGGUUGGCUCGGAGCGAAAGGACGCGGUCGGCGAGAAAUCGGGCGCUGUUGUCGCCGUCGCGCCGAGCGGCGGCGCGGGAGUUGGGAAGGGCAAGAGGCGGGGCAAACGCUCCCGGCAGGGACACAAGCCAGGAAACGGGAACAACAAACAGGGAAGGAAGAGUCACUCGUAACGGCAGCAUCUCCCAACGCACCCUGGUCGCUACCCGCGACGUCACCACUCACCCACCACACGCGAGCUCGGGAGAACGGACAAAUGGGCGGCGUCCAGUCACGUACAACAAUGGCAACGGUUUUAUUUUGUUUUUUUUUUAUCCCCGUGCAAGUAACUUCUUCCAUUUGGCAUGAGCAAGCAUGUCGAAACACCAGAAGAAACUUUUUUUUCGGCUGGUCGGGAGAUUACAAACGGAACCUUCACAGAUGCUCUCGUCUUCGAUGUGACCAGACGUCACACGAGGAGACCCGCAGAUUAGAGGGACGCCUUAUAUGGUCACGUUUCCUCCUGGAAGCUGACCAUGCGGUGAUUGAUUCUUUUUUUUAAGAUUAAAAAAAGAAAUGCCUAAAUGUCACCAGAUGAAACAAUCAGUCGCUUCACAACUGUUUAUGCACCGAUUGGAUGUUGUGACCUGACGAAAAACGACAAGCGUGUGGGAAGGAGACUUCUCUGCUGUGUGUGUGCGCGCGCGCGGAUUGCAUGUGACGCCACUUUUUUUUUUUUUUUUUUUAAUUCAGCUUCGAUUCUUUUUCCUCGCAUAAUUCCAAGCACCGGAACACACUUGGAGAGGCUGCAACAACGAGCCCAUACUUUGUCUUUGCAAUAACAUGAAUAAUGAUGAUAAUAAUAAUAAUAAUAAUAAUGCAAAGCUUCAUGAUUGUGCUUCACGUAAAAACACCACCAGGCUUUUCCGACGGGACUGUUUUUAUUGUUUGGAUUCUCCAGCCAUCCAUUUUUUAUAGCGCUUGUUCUCAUUUGGGCAACUGGAGCUUAUCCCAGCAGACUUGUGGUGCGAGUGGCAGGGUACACAAUGGACCCCUCGCUGGCCAGUUGCAGGGCACAUAUAGGCAAGUAUUCACACUCACAUUCACUCCUAUGGACAAUUUCAAGUCCUCGAUGAAGCUAACAUGCAUGUUUUUGGGAAUGCGGGAGAAAGGACAUACAAACUACACAGAAUGGAGUCAGAACCUCUGAACUGUGAGGCAGACAUGCAUACCACUAGUCUCACUGUGCUGCCCUAUAUGAAUUAUUUUUUAUUUAAUUAACACGAGACGAGAUAAUCACAUUUGUACCUGCAUACUCCAAAUGUCUUUUUACUGGUACUUUAACACUGUUAAACAAAAAAAAAAAAGAGAAUUCAUCUUUUAUGUUCCUGCGUGAAGCUUUUAUUCUUAUUUUUUAAUUGCAUAUGAAAAACGUCUUUAACCUUCCCGAAUGAUUGAUCAAUCAACAUGUAUGCCACCACCAACAUAGCCAACACUGGAUGACCCGAGAUGUUAUUUAAGCAGAACAAAAAUAAAUUGUGUUCAAAUGGAAA
Hippocampus comes (tiger tail seahorse) is the source of this 13694-nucleotide messenger RNA. Its product is annotated as ankyrin-3-like. Gene Ontology annotation, molecular function: protein binding. Bases 431 to 12703 code for a protein of 4090 amino acids. Lineage: Eukaryota; Metazoa; Chordata; Actinopteri; Syngnathiformes; Syngnathidae. The record is from RefSeq and is a predicted model, not a curated record. Gene Ontology annotation, biological process: signal transduction. The transcript is spliced from 50 exons.